Equus quagga is the source of this 5032-nucleotide messenger RNA. It is a transcript of the gene TTC7A, whose product is annotated as tetratricopeptide repeat domain 7A. Gene Ontology annotation, biological process: protein localization to plasma membrane; phosphatidylinositol phosphate biosynthetic process. The record is from RefSeq and is a predicted model, not a curated record. NCBI's taxonomy places the organism in Eukaryota, Metazoa, Chordata, Mammalia, Perissodactyla, Equidae. Gene Ontology annotation, molecular function: protein binding. Gene Ontology annotation, cellular component: plasma membrane. The transcript is spliced from 21 exons. Bases 334 to 2997 code for a protein of 887 amino acids.
CUGGCGGCGCCGGGGCCCGGGGCGGGGGCUGUGGCAGCAGCUGCAGCGGCGGCGGCGGCGGCAGCGCCUAGAGCUGCUGCGGCAGAGGCGGAGGCUGCUCCGGGACGCGGCCGCGCCGCGCAACCAGAGCCCCAGCCCGGAGGCGCCGGGCGGUGCGCUGGGUGCUGCUGCUGCCGCCCGCCCGCCGCCGCCUGGGCCCCCGCUGCCCCCCGGGCCCCGGCCGCCGCCCGCGCCCCCGUCGACCCCGCCCGCGAGUGUGCCCCAGCCCGGACGCCGCCCCCGGCCAGGUCUCCACUUCUCGGCCGCACCUCCCAUGACAGCGCCCGCUCGAAGAUGGCUGCGAAGGGCGCGCACGGCUCCCACCUGAAGAUGGAGAGCGAGCUGGAGCGCUGCCGCGCCGAGGGCCACUGGGACCGCAUGCCCGAGCUGGUGCGGCAGAUGCAGACGCUGGUCGUGCCCGGCGGCGGAGGCGGCCGGCGAGCCAGCCCGAGCGCCGCGUUCACCUCUCUGGACACCGAUGACUUUGGGAAGUUGCUGCUGGCCGAGGCCCUCCUGGAGCAGUGUUUGAAGGAGAACCAUGCCAAGAUAAAAGACUCCAUCCCUUUGCUGGAGAAGAAUGAGCCGAAGAUAAAUGAAGCCAGAAACUAUCUGAGUAGUAUCCUUAACCAGGGGAGGCUGUUGCCACAGUACAUGUGUGAGGCCAUGCUGAUCCUGGGCAAGCUGCAUUACGUGGAGGGCUCGUACCGAGAUGCCAUCAGCAUGUAUGCGCGGGCUGGGAUUGAUGACAUGUGCAUGGAGAACAAGCCCCUGUAUCAGAUGCGGCUGCUGGCAGAGGCCUUUGUCAUCAAAGGCCUCUCCCUGGAACGCCUACCCAACUCCAUCGCUUCCCGCCACCGCCUGACCGAGAGGGAGGAGGAGGUGAUCGCCUGCUUCGAGAGGGCCUCCUGGAUCGCUCAGGUGUUCCUGCAGGAGCUGGAGAAGAUAACAAAUAACACGACAUCACGGCAUCUGAAGGGCUCUCACCCGCUUGACUAUGAGCUCACCUACUUCCUGGAAGCCGCCCUCCAGAGCGCUUAUGUGACAAACCUGAAGAAGGGGAACAUCGUGAAAGGCAUGAGAGAGCUCCGGGAGGUCCUACGGACGGUGGAGACCAAAGCAACUCAGAACUUCAAAGUGAUGGCCGCCAAGCACCUGGCAGGGGUCCUGCUGCACUCCCUGAGCGAGGAGUGCUACUGGAGCCCCCUGUCCCACCCACUGCCUGAGUUCAUGAGCAAGGAGGAGAAUUCCUUCAUCACGCAGGCCCUGCGGAAACCUCACCUCUACGAAGGAGACAACCUCUACUGCCCAAAGGACAACAUUGAGGAAGCCCUCCUGCUGCUGCUCAUCAGUGAGUCAAUGGCUACUCGGGAUGUGGUGCUGAGCCGGGCGCCGGAGCAGGCAGAGGACCGGGCAGUGAGCCUGCAGAACGCAGCGGCCAUCUACGACCUCCUGAGCAUCACGCUGGGCAGGAGGGGGCAGUACGUCAUGCUCUCUGAGUGCCUGGAGCGAGCCAUGAAGUUUGCGUUCGGAGAAUUCCACCUUUGGUACCAAGUGGCCCUCUCCAUGGUGGCGUGUGGGAAGGAACCCUGCGCACCACGUCAGUCUGCAUGGUUGGCCCACUCGGCCCUCAGAAGAGGGGCCAGACGUCGCCUUUGCCAAGAGCCUAAGUCAGCCUACGCCGUGUCGCUGCUGCGGGAGUGCAUGAAGCUGCGGCCCUCGGACCCCACUGUGCCCCUGAUGGCUGCCAAGGUCUGCAUCGGGUCCCUGCACUGGCUGGAGGAGGCGGAGCACUUUGCCACGAUAGUCAUCGACCUCGGGGAGGAAGCUGGUGAGUUCCUCUCCAAGGGCUACCUGGCGCUGGGGCUCACCUACAGCCUGCAAGCCACCGACGCAACUCUGAAAUCCAAGCAAGAUGAAUUGCACCGGAAAGCACUGCAGACCCUGCAGAGAGCCCAGCAGCUGGCGCCCAGCGACCCGCAGGUCAUCCUCUAUGUCUCCCUGCAGCUAGCCCUCGUCCGCCAGAUCUCCAGCGCCAUGGAGCAGCUGCAGGAGGCCCUGAAAAUGUGCCGGGAUGAUGCCAACGCCCUCCACCUGUUGGCACUCCUCUUCUCCGCCCAGAAACACUACCAGCAUGCUCUGGAUGUUGUCAACAUGGCCAUCACGGAGUAUCCCGAGAACUUCAACCUGAUGUUCACCAAGGUGAAGCUGGAGCAGGUACUGAAAGGCCCGGAGGAAGCCCUCGUGACCUGCAGACAAAUGCUGCGGCUGUGGCAGACCCUGUACAGCUUCUCCCAGCUGGGAGGCCUGGAAAAGGAUGGCAGCCUCGGCGAGGGCCUCACACUGAAGAAGCAGAGUGGCAUGCACCUGACUCUGCCCGACGCCCAUGAUGCAGACUCUGGCUCCCGGCGGGCAUCAUCCAUUGCAGCAUCCCGGCUGGAGGAGGCCAUGUCGGAGCUGACCAUGCCUAGCUCAGUCCUGAAGCAGGGCCCCAUGCAGCUGUGGACCACGCUGGAACAGAUCUGGCUUCAGGCUGCUGAGCUAUUCAUGGAGCAGCAGCACCUCAAGGAGGCGGGUUUUUGCAUCCAGGAGGCAGCAGGCCUCUUCCCCACCUCGCACUCGGUACUCUACAUGCGCGGCCGGCUGGCCGAGAUGAAGGGCAGCCUGGAGGAGGCCAAGCAGCUGUACAAGGAGGCACUCACGGUGAACCCCGAUGGCGUGCGCAUCAUGCACAGCCUGGGUCUGAUGCUGAGUCGACUGGGCCACAAGAGCCUGGCCCAGAAGGUGCUGCGGGACGCCGUGGAGAGGCAGAGCACGUGCCACGACGCAUGGCAGGGCCUGGGCGAGGUGCUGCAGGCCCAGGGCCAGAGCGAGGCGGCUGUUGACUGCUUCCUCACGGCCCUCGAGCUGGAGGCCAGCAGCCCGGUGCUGCCCUUCUCCAUCAUCCCGAGAGAGCUCUGACUCUGCCCUGCGGCCACAGGGAGCCUGGGUCAGGGGAGGUUGGGGCCUCAGGGAAAUACAUCUCUAGGGAACACUUCUGCAGGCUGCAGCCCCAGUUCUCCUCGCCUCUCCCAGCCACCCCUGUAUUCCCUCCGGGGCCAGCUGGCUCUGGGAGCUGCUCAUCUGGAGCUGGGUGGACCAGAUUUGCAUCAAAAGCAAAUCCCUUGCUCCUUGGGAUUUAGACAGACAUCAUGGCAUUCGUGAGCAAGGAAGUAACUGGGAGGCCACACCAGCACAGGGGCCCCUCCCCAGAGAAUACGUGCAUCCUCUAAGUGUGCAGUAAGGGUCAGUGUGGCUUGGGUACCUCCCCUGCCCGUCUAGAAGCCCCUGUGAUGUACGUGCCCCUCCCUAACGUCCCUGACACUGGGUUUCCCGGCUUUGCACAAGCUUUAGGCUUGAACCUCAGCUCCCUGCCCUCCAACACCAAAGAUGCACCCCACCAGCCGCCCUCUGACCGAGCCAAGAGGGUUUUCCUGGGCUCCUUCCUCGGCGCCUCAGGAGACAGUCUCGUCUGCUUGAACCCUAAGUGACUUAAGCUGUGGUGACUGCACCUGCUCCCGAGAGUGCUGGCAGGGGAGCCUCGCCGUUGUGCUGCACCCCAACCCCUGCCUCUGAGCCUUAGGGAGCCCCAUGGUUCGCACGCCUCGGUUAGACAGGGUUUGGGAUCACUCUCAGGUUUUGCCGAGGGCGGUCAGGGCUUGAAGAAUCUGCUGGCAGGUGGGAGGAGGAUGGACCUCUGGGUCCUUCUCCCAGACUUUGACUUAGUGGAUGAUGCCUGCUGGUGCCCCUCUUUGCCCAAGGAGGCCGGCUGGGCCCCACUGUGCUCUUCCUCUCUGCUGCCAAGUGCCUUUGGGGCCUCUGGGGUCUGGCCAGGGCCACUGAGCACCGGCCCUAACUAACCUUCCAUUUCUGCCUACCCCAUCUCCCUGGAAGUGUGCCCCAGCCCAAGCAGCCUCCUUAGGCCCUAGGCCAUAGCCCCCAGGAUGGGCCUCAGGAUACAAACAGGGCUGCUGGACCCAGCCCUCAGACCUUGCAUCAGCAUGUCAUUCCUUCAGGCCUUACCUUUCUGGGCAAUAGGUACAAUGCAGAUCCUCUAAGGCCUAUGAUGUGGAGAUAGGCAGUCUCUAGGACUGUCCCCAGUACAUCUUACUACCCACAGCCCGUUUUCAGCUCAGGCUUUCUUGGGUGACCUGAGCCACCCUUCCCCACCCCCUGCCUGGGGCCAAAUGAGGACUGUGGUUGGAGACCCAAGGAGGAUAGAGCCUGGCCCCUCCUCUCUGGUUGCGCAGGCCUCUGUGUACAUGACACCCUUGUCUGCAGGGGUCCCUGGGGGCUAGUGGGUGGGUGUCUUCCCUGCUGGCUCCCCCAGCCCUGCUGCACAAUGCUCUUGGAAUUCUCCCCAAGAAGUCAGCCCCUCGUGGGCCCAUCAGGAAAUUCCUUUUUGAUCUGCACUCGGGUUUUAGUUUUAAAGCUCCGUCUGGUACAUGUCCCAUUUUAAGGUGUGUGGAAAGGUCGGGCAAGGGCUGCCCUGGUUUGUCGUAGCCCAAGUCUGUUCCUCGGAGCAGGGGCUGUUAGAGACCCACCCUCCUGGCCGCAAUGGCUCAGCGCUGCAUAUGCCCAGAUGCUCCUUCCCAGGGAGAGGCUGCACCCCUGGCCUUCCCCCACCCGGCCAGGGGACACUGGGAGACACCAAAUCCUUUGCCUCUUGGUUGAAGGCUCUCUCUAUGUGUAUGUCUAUGUACAAAUAUAUAUAUAUGAUAUAGAUCUAUUUUUAUUCUGGAAUUCUGUUUAAAAAAAAAGUAAACAAGAAAAAACAAGUGCUGUUGCUUUGCCUUGGGGGGCCCAAAGAUGUGGGUAGUCAGUUCUUGGUAACAGGAAAGGCACUGAACGCGCUCAACUUGAAGCAUUUCCUUGGAGGAGCCCCCAGAGGGGCUGGCCGAGUUGCUGACAGUUCGCAAAUUGAAUAAAGAGCCCCUUGAAGGUUUGUCUGAAGCAG